This is a messenger RNA of Ustilago hordei, 2127 nucleotides long. RefSeq lists its product as uncharacterized. Gene Ontology annotation, biological process: regulation of DNA-templated transcription. The transcript is spliced from 10 exons. The record is from RefSeq and is a predicted model, not a curated record. The coding region runs from base 1 to 2127 and encodes 708 amino acids. Gene Ontology annotation, molecular function: DNA-binding transcription factor activity, RNA polymerase II-specific; zinc ion binding. Lineage: Eukaryota; Fungi; Basidiomycota; Ustilaginomycetes; Ustilaginales; Ustilaginaceae.
AUGAAGCGUAAAAGAAACGAGGCGCCAUCUGCGUCAGACUCAUCCCGAGCCAAGAUCUCUCGACGUCAGUCCAAGUCGCACAAGUUGCGUAGCUCCGCCAACGCGUCACUGCCAAGGCAGCAGCAGGUCAAGUCUCGCGAACACCUGAAUGCCUGCUCCACAGGCCUCAAACCGUCAAGUGACGUCGUGCCUGAUACAGCGACCAAAAAGUCAUCCAAGAGCGCAAGAGCAAGGGCGCUUAUCGCUCCGACCUUGCGCUUCUCUCCCUUUCUCGACGUCGUCAUCCGUCGUGCGUCUCCAGACACAGCUAACGUUAUCGAGGAUCGCAUUUCUCGCGAUGCAAUUCACCUUCAUCCCACCAACCCUGAUCUCCUUCUAGUGACACCAACUUGUGUACAAUGCAAGAAGCUCAAGAGGUCUUGCAAUAGAGCUGGCUGGACGUGUAGCUCCUGUGCUGCAAGUCGAUUGCCCUGCUCUCGUGCCAGUCCCUGGGACUUCUAUGAUGCUAUCACUGGCAAGAAAGUCCGGCACAAGCAAGACACCCAACAUCCUGUUCUCGAGCGAAACGACAAACUUCAACAGAAUAGAGAAGUUGGCAACCCGAAGAUUCGUUGCUUCUUUUGGGCCUCAUCAAUCGAUGAGAUGCGUCACUGCGAUCCACAAUGCCCGUCUAUCGGCGAUCCAACAGGGACCAGCAAGCUUGGCGCAAUCACCGCUCUUCUGCUCGACCGAGCGAAAGUACAUGGCUCGUCAGAACCAGAACGACUCGUAGCAGAUAUAUCUUCAGAUGCCACAAUGUUCGAGAGAUUGCAGAUGGCCAGCAUUGCCGCUACUCCACUUAGGAUCUAUCAUCUGUUCGGUGAUCUCGGCAGGCCGUGCCGCGUUGUCGACAAUUCGGUCGCAACGGUCAAGAUCUUCUUCGUGGGGGUCUGCACCAUCAGCCGCAUCGCCCGUCAAAACGGCUCGCUCACAGAAAUCUCCUUGACGCUCAACACAACGCGAAUGCGCAACCAUGCGGGCAAGCCUAGCACCAGCGCCACCUCAUCAGCAGCCAGCCUGCUCCCUCUGAACGACCUUAAACAUACCUUUCUGGGCUUUCGGUGCAGUGUAUGUGGGAGAGCGAAUCGCAAAACAGAUUGGAGCUUCGCUUGCUGCGUGCACUGCUCAACGUCAUCAGUGUUCCAGAACAAGGAUGCAGCAAAGUUGCUACCUAGCGGACGCAAGAUGGAGCUUUCUUUCACUGGUUCCCGCAGUGAUCUCGGACACGCAAAUAUUCUUUUGUCAAAUGACGACCUCACAGAACGUACAGUGUCUACCUUCUCAGAUGGGACUCGGGUGUGCAUGUACCACAUUGCGAGUGCUGCUGCAGACACUGCCUGCUCCGGCACUCACGACCUGAAGGCCACAACGCUUACGUUGCACCAUGUGCUGAGACCAGGUCAGCCAGACACGCCCUCAAUCGAGGCUCUUCUUUCUCCAGCAGCCCCUCUACAGCGAUUGAGUCUUCAAGUCGAGUACAAAUUUCGGAUACGGGGAUACGCCCUUGGCUUCGGGGAUCAGGCACAGGACCUCUUUCCUAGUAUCGUCAAUCAGCCGUUCUCUUCGGCCUCUGAAGAAUUUGUGCGCCAGAUUGCGAGCCUCAGGCGAUCCUUGCAGAUUGCGACCAUCGCAAACGAUGUCAACGCGCGACCAGGCAAGCCUCUCGGCUGUAUCCUUCUCGUGCUUCAAAACGGCCAGCUCAAGAUUGACAGGUCGCUCUUCCCAGCAGGAAGCUCUUACUUUGGUCUUCUUUGUCUGGAGGAGUCUACGAUUGUCUCGAUGAGGCGCGACAGACCAAGCCCACCAAGCUAUUCAAGUACCAACAAGUCUACCGACCGGGAUUCACGAGCCGUGUCAGUCGGAUCUUUCGUCAUGCAGCCGCAAGAUGCCGUUGUCGCCCGAACAGACCUACUCGAAGCAGUCCAGCUGGAGCUCUCUUCAAGCGGUAUAUCUCUUUGGUUGAUCGCACACUUCGCAGCCGACGACGUUAAGUCGACUCAACGGCGACCAAUACCUCCUGUUUCCAACCUGAAUCCGGACAUCACAGACCUGGCUAUUGAAUAUCACCGGCGUCCUUGGAAUCUUUGA